Solea solea (common sole) is the source of this 5173-nucleotide messenger RNA. RefSeq names its product nucleotidyltransferase MB21D2. The transcript is spliced from 2 exons. Lineage: Eukaryota; Metazoa; Chordata; Actinopteri; Pleuronectiformes; Soleidae. The record is from RefSeq and is a predicted model, not a curated record. The coding region runs from base 251 to 1765 and encodes 504 amino acids.
AUCGAGUGUUUCACUUCUAAUUUUGUGAAUAAAAUAAAACCACGCUCAUUUUAUGUUGUAUUAAUUUGUUUUUGUUUUAUACAGUAGACGCGACACGGGACUGUAUUUUGAAGGUGGGAGGAAGUAAAGCCGUUGCUUCCGGUGGUUGUGUUGAUGUUGUCUAGCUCGGCCCAGUUCGGUACGGUUUACGCAGCAGCUGCAGGAGGAGGCAGUACGGUAGUGAAAGUGAGAGUGUGACCGCAGAGGAAAGAUGGCGGCUCCUGCUCUCUCCGGUCGGACUGGCUCGGCGGGCAGCCUCGGGAACAGCCCCACCAUAGCGGCAGGCAGGCUGCCGCACGGCGGCGGUGGCGUCGGGCCCGAGCUCGACUUCAGGUCGGCGGCCCGUAUGGAGGACCUGAACCGGCUCAUCCAGGAGUUCAGCAAGCACGACCAGCGGGAGUACGACGACCAGCGGGCUCUGGAGAUCCACACGGCUAAAGACUUCAUCUUCUCAAUGUUGGGAAUGGUCCAAAAGUUGGACCAAAAGCUCCCAGUAGCCAACGAGUACCUCCUCCUUUCAGGAGGUGUUCGGGAAGGUGUGGUGGACAUGGACCUGGACGAGCUCAGCGUCUAUGCCCGCGGGACCGACUACGACAUGGAUUUCACUCUACUUGUCCCUGCACUCAAACUCCAUGACCGCAACCAGCCAGUGACCCUGGACAUGAGGCACUCUGCGCUGGGCCACUCCUGGCUCAGCCUCCGCCUCUUUGACGAGGGAACCAUCAACAAAUGGAAGGACUGCUGCACCAUUGUCGACCACAUCAAUGGCACCACCAACUACUUCUUCUCCCCGACACUGGUGGCUGACUGGUUCUACCAGUCUAUCUCCUUGGUUCUGCUGGAGGUGCAGAAGAAGCCACAGAGAGGGAUGCCAAGGGUGGAGAAGGUGGAGAGGAACGGUACCAUUAUCUCUGUCAUCCUGGGCGUCGGGAGCAGUCGGAUGCUCUAUGACAUCGUCCCAGUGGUGUCGUUUAAAGGCUGGCCUGCUGUUGCUCAGAGCUGGUUGAUGGAGAACCACUUCUGGGAUGGGAAGAUCACAGAGGAGGAGGUCAUCAGUGGCUUUUACCUUGUCCCUGCCUGCUCUCACAAAGGCCGCAAGGAGAACGAAUGGCGCCUGUCGUUUGCUCGUAGCGAGGUGCAGCUUAAGAAGUGCAUCUCUUCCAGCCUGAUGCAGGCGUACCAGGCGUGUAAGGCGAUCAUCAUCAAACUGCUGUCCCGCCCCAAAGCCAUCAGCCCCUACCACCUACGCAGCAUCAUGCUGUGGGCCUGUGACCGCCUCCCUGCCAACUACCUUGUGCAGGAUGACUUCUCCGCCCACUUCCUGCUUGGUCUUAUCGACGACCUGCAGCACUGCCUCGUCAACAAGAUGUGUCCCAACUACUUCAUCCCCCAGUGCAACAUGUUGGAGCACCUGUCGGACGAGACGGCCAUGCUGCACGCUCGCAAACUCUGCUCGGUGCGCUCCGACCCGGCCGAGCACCUCCGUACCACCAUAGAGCAUGCUAAGGCAGCCAACAGGCUGACAGUGGAGCUGCAGUGGCGCGGCAGCUCCAACAACCUGCCAUCGCCGCAGUCCGACGCCAGCGGGGAGAACCAGCCAGACGACCGGCUGGCCAAAAAGCUCCAACAGCUCGUUACGGAGAAUCCAGGGAAAUCCAUCUCCGUCUUCAUCAACCCGGACGACGUCACGCGGCCGCACUUCCGCAUUGAUGACAAAUUCUUCUAAAACUGAGGAAUGUUCUCCUCCUCCUCCUCCUCAUCCUCUCUGCGUACCUUCUUGUUACUUGGUGCCCCGCCUCCUUUGAAACUUUAUUUUUUAAAUUUUUUUAAUGUUCCUCUGCCACAGAGUGAAGUGAGGUGAUCGUCUUGUCUGCCACAGUUUUUAAUUUUUAUUUUUAUAUUCCUGUCCCCUCAUCCCUCAACAUUCACUGUGUGCCCUGUGUUUCUUGAACCUGCUCGAUGCCUUUGAAAUAGACGGCAGGUUGUUUUAGGUGAAGUUUUACCUUCGGGUGAAGUUUUUGGCGGUUUGACAUAAUGAUCAGGGAUCAGGUCGAUGACAGGAUUGUGUUUGGAGGUCGAUUUUUAUCCCUCUGAGGAAUGUCUUGGUCCUGCUGGACGAUGAUGGUACUAAUGUCUUAGAAGCUAACUGUAAAUAUAGGAAUUGACUGAACAUGUGUGUGUAGACAGAAGGUGAGGUAGAAGAUAUUGUUAAUGUGUAAACUACUUUUCAUUAAACUUUGCACAGAAUGUAAAAAAAAAAGAAGAAGCAAACACUCGAUGAUGGACGUCAUAUUCGUCCUGAUUCUGAAUGAUGUAUCACAACAUAACUCGUAUGACACUUUAUUGUGAAUUUUAAAAAUGUAUAAAUGUGCUGGAAGAGCAGCAAGUACACAGUGAUACUGCAACGGUACAUCACCAGUGUAGAAAUAAAACUGAAAGCUGAAUUAAACUGAAGCUAAAACAUCUGGUUGGCCAUCUCUUUCGGUGGUGGUUGGCAGCAUUAUUGGUCAUAUACCCUGCCCCCUGGUGGCUGGCUGCAGUACAGGUCAUUAUCCUUGCCCCUCCAUUUUAGCAGAUGGGACAUGGACCAAACUACAACUUUAAACAAAAUAAACUAAAUUAAAGUAAACAUCAAAUAAAUGUUUGGUAAUACUUAUCUUACUGAUGUUUGUCUGAACUCAUGAAUGUUCUCAGUUUGUCUUAAAAUAGUUAUUGAUGAUACAAAAGCAUUCAUUACAAUUUGAUUUUCAUAAAGAGUAGUAAAAGCAGUCUAUUUGUCCAUAUGGUAUCUUCUUUAGUUUUAGUUCCACCAAGCUCUUGUUUGGAUUACCAAACAAAUACGACACUAAAAUAAGCCACUUUGUUAAAACAUUAACAUGAGGAAAUAAUCAGUCAGAGGUAGGAUUAGCUGCUCCACGAUGAACUGUCCUGAAAGCCUUUGACUCCACAUGUGUCCUGACCUCUGUGUCCUCGGUGAAGAUGUGUGACAGCAGCAUCACUGUGUACUGACAGUUUAACGCUCAGGUUAAUCUGCUGCGUUCUGACCAUUGACCGGUACAGCGUCACAAAUGAUCUACACACUGGCACCACUUAUUCUUCUCACGAUGUUUCCAUGUGUUUCACUGUCUUUGUAUGACCUCACAAUGCUUUGUUUUUUUUUAUCAUGUUUUAUUGUAUUUAUCUCCUUUUUUUUUUUUUUUAAAUGUGUUGACGUGGAGAUGAUUCAUCGCAACCAGCUCAGAAUGAACUUUCAUUUUGACAACUGUUGGCCUGUGUUUUUUCGAGGUGCCUCCUCUUUGCUCCGACGUCCCUCCUCUUUUCAUCGGCUUCCUGUUUACUCUGAAUGGUCAUGUGACUUUUGGUGCAUGUGUGUUAUUUUAAAUGAACAGAAAAGGAUGAUUAUGUAGCUGGGAAAAGAAAUCAUGGCUGACAGAAUGUAGCUGCUUUUUUUUCUUACUUUUGAAGUCAUAAAUUAUAUUCUUGUCUAAUCUUUCUGUUGAAAGUACAGGAACUGAUGGAAAAUUGCUGCCUGAGACACACACUUGCCAGAGACAUACACUCAAUUUGUCUCAAACAAACCUGAAUCUUAACAUUACGUUUCUGGUUUCCUUUUGUAAAAACGUUGAAGCUAGGGAUGAGACAUGCCACUUUUUUCUGUCCGAUAACGAUACCGAUAUUAGUCCGAUACAGUCAGUUUAACGCUCAGGUUAAUCUGCUGCGUUCUGACCAUUGACCGGUACAGCGUCACAAAUGAUCUACACACAUGACAUCACUGGCACCACUUAUUCUUCUGACGAUGUUUCCAUAUGUUUCACUGUCUUUGUACGACUUCACAAUGUUUGUUUUAUUUAAUCAUGUUUUAUUGUAUUUAAAUCAUAUCCGAUAACGAUACCGUUAACAAAUAUUGUUCUCCCAAAUAGAAGAAAUAAACAGCCCAAACAUGACUCAGCUAAAAUGCUUUUGCUGAUUUUUAUUUUCAUUUUUAGAGAAGCAUGCGAUAUAUAGGAUGUAUGGAUUGUAUCAGAUUGUACAUUUUUAUCUGCCCGAUAUCCGAUCCAGUGAUUUUGGCACUGACCGGUACCAAUUUCCAUCCCGAAUUGAAGCUUUUGUCUCUAAGCAUCAUGGGAAUUGUAGUAGUUUCUGAGCUGACUGUGUUGAGUCUGUUAUUGUUGUUGUUUUAAUUUUGUGUUUCAAACUGUAACAUUUCCAAGAAGAAAAAAAAACCCUGCAGACAUGUGACUGACAAUGUGAUCAUGUGAUCUCCAUAUCCUCAUCCUCAAGUGCAAUUAGUGAAAACACACACACACAUCAUGUAGCAUAGUCAAACAGGACACUAAACCCUCCACGAACACACACAGAUGUUUCACACCAUCAAAGUGCCACACACACACACUCCUGCUCAAUAUGUUGUUCUGAGCAUCAUGACCUUUGACCUUACUCCUCCUCUUACUGUUUCCCUCUCUCUGUUCAGAACCUUUUGACUGUGAGCUUUUUCUCUAUCUCUUGCUGCUCUGCUUUGUUCUGAUGGUGGAUUUCUUUAUGCAAUGUCAAUUUGGACGGUUUGACCCUUCAGAUCACAGCGCCCCCCUCAGUCUGUUCUCACUCGGUGAAUGUCAUACAAAAGUUAAUAAAUCAAAAACAUGUGUCUCACAUGAAGAUGUGACAUUCAUGUGUGAUUUUGUUCACUGAUUCAUUAAAAUGUUUCAGCUGGCAUGAUGAAACGUCACAAAAACCCGACCUUCAAAUUGCCGGACACAAAUUAAGUGGACAGGAGAAAUGAAUGUAACUCAAAGCAAAUGUUGUCCUCGGUGUGAAAAUAUGGCUAAUUAUUAGCAUUUAAACACACUGCUGCCACAUGUGUGACGGUUGAAUGUGAUUGAAAAAAAACAAAAUGGCAGCAUCAGAAGAUGGUUGUUGUGUCUGGACUGAAACAGUUGCAUAGUGAUUAUGGUCAGGUCGAUGGGACAUUCCAUGAUAUUUGAGUACCUCUUACUGCCACCAGGGGGCGUGUGUGAGUGAAGAGUGAGAGACUCUGUGAUCUGAACGGCUGCUGUUUGUACAAACACAGUGACUGUCUCCUGUAAUGUGGAACCACUGUUGUAAAUAGCACUUGAUAAAAUAACUUAAAACUCCA